Pelecanus crispus (Dalmatian pelican) is the source of this 1009-nucleotide messenger RNA. Lineage: Eukaryota; Metazoa; Chordata; Aves; Pelecaniformes; Pelecanidae. The record is from RefSeq and is a predicted model, not a curated record.
AGUCAUCAGCAAAGUGGUGCCAGCUCCAGAGGCCAAACCAUCUACUCCUGCUACUGUCUCGCCGGUCCUGAUCCCACCACCCUCUCCAGCUGUCUCGGCAGCAGGAGGCUCCAAAGCUCCGGUUAGGAGUGUGGUGACCGAGACUGUCAGUACUUACGUGAUCCGAGACGAGUGGGGUAACCAGAUCUGGAUCUGUCCUGGCUGUAACAAGCCAGAUGAUGGCAGUCCAAUGAUAGGUUGUGAUGACUGCGAUGAUUGGUAUCACUGGCCUUGCGUUGGGAUUACGACUGCACCCCCGGAAGAGAUACAAUGGUUCUGCUCCAAGUGUGCCAACAAAAAGAAGGAUAAAAAACACAAGAAGAGGAAGCACAGGGCACACUGAAGGCUUGGCAGCGGACUGAAGUCGUGCGGUCGCCGUGGCACCUUCCGCCCUGACUCCGCCGCAGGGGGGAUCCAGCCUGCUCGUGUCUCACCCGCCGUCACCGACUCUUAGGUUUAUGACUCUGGAGUGAAUCAGGGGCGAGGAGAUGCUCUGCGUUGGGGGCUGCUGUGUUUCGCAGACCAUCCGAGCCCAGGGGGUUGGAUUUUGGUACAUUCUGAUGCUGUCUUUCACCUACCGAGGGAAAUUUGCACAGAGUGAUAAUGAAGACUUCGGUAGUUCAUGGUACCGCUCCCGCUCCUGUGGCUCGGCAGCAACAAAGAUGAAUGUUGUAAAUACAGAUAUCUGUCCUAUUCUUUCUCGACUUGUUAUUAAUCCCUCUUGAACCUUUGCAGUAAGGUGCCGAGAGGAGGAGAAAAUGUAAAUUGCAGUAAGUUGUAAACUGAGGAGACCUUCUGGAAUGAUUUCUGUAGUCUGGAUGCAGUUCAGCCUCUACUCCUGCUGAGCCAGAUAAUCAUAAUGUGGAAAUAAAAAGCGGCUGGUAAAUAUUUUUGUGAUGAGAAUAUAUGAAGCUUUUUUCCUUGAUUUUUAGUACUAACAUAAAAUAAACACGUUCAAGCUUUUGUGAUA